Punctularia strigosozonata HHB-11173 SS5 is the source of this 1206-nucleotide messenger RNA. Its product is annotated as TPR-like protein. Gene Ontology annotation, molecular function: chromatin DNA binding; RNA polymerase II cis-regulatory region sequence-specific DNA binding; protein binding. The annotation marks the transcript as partial. Gene Ontology annotation, biological process: regulation of gene expression. The transcript is spliced from 6 exons. Lineage: Eukaryota; Fungi; Basidiomycota; Agaricomycetes; Corticiales; Punctulariaceae. The record is from RefSeq and is a predicted model, not a curated record.
AUGAACAAACGUGGCUUCUCAUCGGUGGGUUGCUUACUUCAGCGAUGCUUCUUAGGCCUGUCUCACCUGCCGCCAGGCCGGGUCGCGGAGCAGAUGGGGGAUUUGGAACACGCGCUGUCGGCCUAUGAGAACGCGCUUCGUCACAACCCGAUGUCCCUUUCGGGCUUAACGCAGGUCGCGGGCAUCGCCCGCAUCAAGGAAAACUACCCAAAGGCUGUAGAGUUCUUCCAACGCGCGCUCACCAUCCAGCAGGACAACGGCGAAGUAUGGAGCGCGCUCGGCCACUGCUACCUCAUGCAGGACGACCUCCAGAAGGCGUACGCAGCCUAUCAGCAAGCCCUCUAUCUUCUCCCCAACCCGAAGGACCCCAAACUGUGGUAUGGCAUCGGAAUAUUGUACGACAGAUACGGUUCAUUGGAUCACGCCGAAGAGGCGUUCGCGUCCGUGCUCCGGAUGGACAAAGAGUUCGACAAAGCCAACGAGAUCCUCUUCCGUCUCGGCAUCAUCUACAAGCAGCAGGCCAAGUAUGACGACAGUCUCGAUUGCUUCGAUAAGAUCUUGCGGAAUCCGCCGAGCCCUCUCGCCCACGCGGACAUUUGGUUCCAAAUCGGCCACGUUUACGAACAGCAGAAAGACUUCAUGAGGGCCAAGGAUGCCUACGAGCGUGUCGUCGCCGAAAAUCCCAACCACGCCAAGGUCCUGCAGCAGCUCGGAUGGCUGUACCACCAAGACGGCUCCUCGUUCCAGAAUCAGGAUCUCGCCAUCCAAUAUCUCACGAAGAGCCUCGAAGCGGAUCCCUCCGAUGCCCAGAGCUGGUACCUACUUGGCCGCGCCUAUAUGGCAGGCCAGAAAUACAAUAAGGCAUACGAAGCGUACCAACAGGCCGUCUACCGCGAAGGCAGGAAUCCCACCUUCUGGUGCUCCAUCGGUGUCCUUUAUUUCCAGAUCAACCAGUACCGCGACGCGCUGGACGCUUACUCGCGGGCGAUCCGGAUCAACCCUUACAUCUCUGAGGUCUGGUUCGACCUCGGCAGUCUCUACGAGAGCUGCAACAACCAGAUCUCGGACGCCAUCGACGCUUACGCCCGGGCCGCCGAGUUGGACCCCAAUAACGGCGUCAUCAGGCAGCGACUUGAACUGUUGCGGAAUGCGAAAGCGACUGGCAACCCCCUGCCAGCCGCGCCAGGCCCUCAAGAUGUCCAUCCC